Molecule: messenger RNA, 4305 nt
Organism: Pectinophora gossypiella (pink bollworm)
Lineage: Eukaryota; Metazoa; Arthropoda; Insecta; Lepidoptera; Gelechiidae
Product: importin subunit alpha-1-like
Exons: 11
Coding region: 114-1643 (509 amino acids)
Biological process (GO): NLS-bearing protein import into nucleus
Cellular component (GO): cytoplasm; nucleus
Molecular function (GO): nuclear import signal receptor activity; protein binding
Source: RefSeq, a predicted model, not a curated record
AUUCCGAUAAUAUCCGUCCGUUGCUCUUCGAAAUCUUCGAAUUUCGUUCUCUCACGUUUCUGUUGCGUUUCUGUGAUUUGUUUCUUAUUAUUUAUUGUUCAAAUUAAUUUACAAUGUCCGAAAAAACACACAAUUCACGACUCGCUGCCUAUAAAAAUGCUGGAGUUGGAACAAAUGAUCUCCGCCGCAAACGAGCCGAGCUGAGCGUGAACCUCCGCAGGCAAGCCCGUGAUGAGCAGCUGCUCAAGAGGCGGGCGAUGUCUCCGGAGGCCGGAGAUGUGGUGCACGAUGAGAAGGUGCGCACUCCGGCUGAGAUUGUUCAGGGCCUCAGAUCCGAAGACCUGGCGAUCAAGACAUCAUCAGCGCGCGCAGCCCGUCGUAUGUUGUCCCGGGAGCAGAACCCACCUAUCUCCACCAUGGUGGAGGCUGGAGUCAUCAAGCCACUUGUAGAAGCCCUGGACAGAGAUGACUGUGCAGAUCUUCAGUUUGAGGCGGCCUGGGCUCUAACCAACAUAGCUUCUGGGACCCACAACCAUACCAUGGCCGUUGUUGAUGGGGGAGCUAUUCCAAAGCUGGUAUAUCUUCUCGCUCGCGGCGGAGUAGUGGGCGAACAAAGCGCCUGGGCCCUCGGCAACAUCGCCGGCGACGGCGCCUCCACGCGCGACCUGGUGCUGGAGGGCGGAGCCCUACCGGCGCUGCUGCCGCUGCUGGCGCUCACCACGCCCGCCUCGCAGCUGCGCACCGCCGUCUGGACAUAUAGCAACCUGUGCAGAAACAAGAAUCCGCUGGUAAAAUUCGAGAUGGUCGCCCCGGCACUGUUUUACAUCUCUGAACUGCUCACCGUUCAGGAUCAAGACGUUUUAGCGGACGCUUGCUGGGCGCUGUCAUACCUCACUGACGGUCCCAACGAGCGCAUAGAAGGUGUCCAGACCACGAAGGAUUUGUUGCCGCGAGUGAUAUCGCUAUUGGAGCAUAAGGCCGCCGCGGUCAAGACGCCGGCGCUGCGGGCUGUGGGGAACAUGCUUACUGGCUCCGAUGUGCAGACGGACCGCUGCAUCGAGGCCGGGUGCCUGCCGCCGCUCAACCAGCUGCUGCGCUGCGGCAAGCCGGCGCUCAUGAAGGAGGCCGCGUGGGCCAUCAGCAACGUGCUGGCCGGCACCACCCACCAGAUCCAGGCCGCCCUCGACGGCGGGGCCGCCGGCCAUUUGCUGCACGUGCUCACCUAUGAGGACAUCAAAUGUCAGAAGGAAGCGGCGUGGGCGAUAACCAACGUGUGCCUGGGCGGCACCCCGGAGCAGCUGGACACGCUGCUGUCCGCCGGCUUCCUGGAGCCCUACUGCGCGCUGCUGGCCGCGCCCGACCAGCGCGCGCUCACCGUCGUGCUGGACGGCCUGGCGCAUCUGCUGCAGGCUGCAGUGAAGUAUGGCCAAGUGGAGCCGCUGUGUCUCAAGUUGGAGGAGAUCGGUGCCCUGGACCAGAUGGAGGCCUUGCAACAACAUGAGAACGAGGAGGUGUACAAGAAGACAGUGGCGAUUUUAGACACGUACUUCGCCGAUCAAGAGGACCAGACAGGCCAACCAGCGAAGACAGAGCAGGAGUACCAGUUUGGCACCAACCCACAGGAUAAUCAAAUCAACUUUUAAAACGCCUGCAACUGUAUGACAACUUAGCUUAUUCCAAGAACAGCAAACAAUGUUAACAUAAUCGUCGGCUCAUAGGGUGGUAUAUAAAACUAAUUUUUUUUUUUGGUUUGGUUUUCCCCGAAGGGUAAGGCAAAGGGAACUAUGCCCAUACAGCCAUGUCUGACGUAUUUUUUUUCUUGAUGAUUAAUGAAAUGAUGAAAGGUGAUGAUGAUGAAACCUAAGCCCCCACCCUCGGAGUAGACUCCUACUCCGAACCCCAAACGAAUUAACUCAAAAGUCCGCAUAAACUUUUGAGUUAUGAAGCGGCUUCCCGGCACGAAGCGAAAAUAGGCAGAUACACUUUGUUUAUUGAAUACUCCAAUAUAAUAACACUCGCGAAUGUCUUCCGACUAACUUAAUGCGAUCAUUAACCACAAAAUACUUUUCUAAUACGAAGUGCGUAUUAAUUAUUUAGAUUACUCAAUGAAGAAAGCAACUGUCCCGUUCCCGUUUCCCGCCGAAAAGCCUAUAUAAAACUAAUCUCAGCUUCGAAACUGCCCUCAAGAUAAUGUCAAUGUGACAGUUCUCAUAUAAAAACAGAGACUUGAGCAUGAUCUUGAGGGCAGUCUCAGCUGAGAUUCGUUUAUUAAUACCAUCCAUGGUGCCAACCAAGUAAGCACCUUUUUGAAAUUCACCUUCAAAUGUAACUCGCAAUAGACAAACUGGCUUCAAUCCAGAUUAAAAAUGUAGCGACUUUUUGGCGGGAACGGGACGGUUGCUCUCUUCAUUGAAUAAUCUAAAUAAUUAAUACAAAGUGGUGUUUUGUGGUUAAUGAUCGCAUUAGGUUAGUCUGAAAACAUUCGCGAUAGUGUUAUUAUAUCGGAAUAUUCAAUAAACAAAGUGUACCUAUCUAUUUUCGCUUCGUGCCAAUAAGCCGCUUUAUAACUCGAAAGUUUGCGGAUUUUUGAGUUAAUUCGUUUGGGGUUAGUAGGAGUGUGCUCCGAGGGUGGGGGCUUAGGUUUCAUCAUUCAUCGUCAUCACCUUUCAUCAUUUCAUUAAUCAUCAUCAUGAAAAAAAAAUAAGAUAUGGCUGUGUUGGCAUAGUUCCCUUUGCCUUGCCCUUCGGGGAAAACCAAAACAAAAAAAAUAUCUCUUAGUAAUUAUCCAAAUGGAAAUUAAUUGUAAAAAAUCGAGGUUUUGUUGAAGAAAUCACAUCGUCAAAAGGCGGUUACAUGUUAAGUUACACACUGAUACUGAUUCCUGUAUACACCAUCUAAUUUUAUUUUAAGUUAUACCUGUCAUUUUCUUAUCCGCCGAAAAGGAAAGGGACGGGUAAUUGACAGGCAUAAAAUUUAUGGAACACACGUCAAUUUCAGGCAGGAAUUUUGAAAACUCCCAAAUUUUUAUAUUGGCCAAUAACCUGACAGAAUUUGAAAACUUGAUAUCCCUAUUGUACUCAUUCUAUUACUCUUUUGUUUUGUUAGCCGACUUCAAAAAAGAAGGUGGAUCCAAGUUCGAUGGGGUCUCUUUUUUAAUUAUUCAAAAGUGCUUACAAGGUGUCAAAACGUUCCACUAUGAAGCGAUGAAACGUAGAUUUUAUAACUAAGACUGAAUUUAUAAAACAUUGGCCCCGAUUCCUGCAGACACCUCCUAAUUUUAUUUUAAGUUAUACCCGUCAUUUUCUUAUUCGCCGAAAAGGAAAGGGACGGAUGUUUGUUUACAAGUUAAUUGAAUGAAUAACCCGGGUGAAUAAAAUAGGCGUACUGUCUACUUUGUUGUUUUAGAUUUAUCCUUAAAAUUGACGUGUGUUCCAUAAAUUUUAUGCCUGUCGAUUACCCGUCCCUUUCUUUUUCAACGGAUAAGAAAAUUACAAGUAUAACUUAAAAUAAAAUUAGAUGGCGUCUGUAGGAAUUAGCACCAUUGUCUCAUUUAAUCAACACUUUUACUACAUAUACAAAUAAAUAAUAUUUGACCUCUCAUGUGAGGCUAAAUAACCUACCUUAUUAACCCUCAUAAUAUAAUUAAUUAAUGUUACAAGGCUAAGUUUAAGGGUUUUGGGACCCUAGCUUGGCGACAACAGAUGGCGUAAGUGUAGCCAUGCAUUCGGUGAUCGAAAUUAUUAUCUUUGUCAUAGAUAAACUAAGCUAAAUGAGCUCUACACCUUUUUGCCACUACUUGAAGGUCUCGAGAACCUACAAACAAUAAAAAAUAUUAUAAAUGCUUCCUAUUUUCUUCAGGUUUACUCUGGGUCUGAAGUUAUUGUCAACUACCUACAUAAAUGUUAGUUUUGUUACUUAUUAGGAACUACAUAAAAAAGUUUUGUAAAGGUUUAUUUGUAACAACAAAAGUACGUAACUUCAGACCCAGAGUAAACCUGAAAAUAGGAAGGAUUUAUAAUAUUUUUUAUUGUUUGUAGGUUCUCUAGACCUUCAAGUAGUGGCAGAAAGGUGUAGAGCUCAUUAAGUUUAGUUUAUCUAUGAAAAAUAGUAAUUUCGAUCGGCGCUACACUUAAGCUAUCUAUUGUCGCUGAGCGAGGGUCCCAACACCCUUAAACAAUAUCCAAUUGAAAUACCAAGCUGGUCUUGAGAUACGUAAUCAAAUCACCAGGGACCAAUAUCAUAUCAUGUACAAUCAAUUGUGAUACUAUUAGGAUGUAAGAUUUUAAUAAACAUUUUAGCUUUUUA